AUGUUUCGAACGGCCUGUUCCCGCUUGUUGACCAGUCGACCAAAUGUUCACAUCUCUGCUCAAAUUUCAAGCUCAAUACAACCUCGUCAUCUGUCAAGAUCAUUAAUCGAUUGCCAUCAUUCGAGGGUAGCUUUAUUAAAACACCACAACAAAGGAGCACAACACUAUGCUUUCUUACGUGAUUCAGCGCGAAAGUACAGCACACCUACCGGUCCACAUUGCAAAGUCAACUUGGAUGAUGAAAAAGAGUUGGAACGUGAACUUAAACGUGAAUUCGACCGUGAUUUUGAAAGACAAGAGAGUUUGUCUUUUUUAACAAUGCAACAAAAAAAGUGGCAAUUACCUGAGUCAGAAGCAAAGCCACCAAAAGUCAUUCGACCAAUUCUAUUUUUCGUUGGUAUAGGAGCAAUAUCCAUUCUAGCAGCAGCGUGUUGGACAGUUAAGAAGACUGGUGAUAUGGUCGAAAAUGCGGAAAAGCUUGAACUUCUUUUUCCAAUGUUUCACCAAGUAUACCCGUUAGCUCCAACGGGUAGCAAAGAAGCUUCUUGGGGUCGAUUUAACGAAGAAGAACUUCGAUUUUUGGUGCAUGCGAAUGAACGCUUUCAAACGUUUUUGACAAGAGCAAAGCGUAGAUUGUGGUAUAACAAAAUGAAUAUACUCGAAGCAUAUCAAGAUGCACUGGAAAUGAUCCUUUCCUAUUCUUCUUCGAUCUAUCUUGCCCUUCGCGAUGAACAAAAAGCUGCUAUACCAAUCUUGGCGGUCACAACUGCCCUUUUUUUCACAUUCAAGGCAGGCAAGACGGAAAUCUAA
Meira miltonrushii is the source of this 810-nucleotide messenger RNA. RefSeq lists its product as uncharacterized. The coding region runs from base 1 to 810 and encodes 269 amino acids. The transcript has a single exon. The record is from RefSeq and is a predicted model, not a curated record. Lineage: Eukaryota; Fungi; Basidiomycota; Exobasidiomycetes; Exobasidiales; Brachybasidiaceae.